AUGCAGGCUCACACACUUGCGCGCGAGACGGGUGACUUGAGCUCCGCCGACUACGGCCGCGCCGUCACCUCAACUCUAAUCAAAUCGUUCGCCGCCGCACCACAGUUCCGAUUUAACGGCGAAAUAUCAACCGCAGCCAAUGCCGCACACCUGGCUAAUCGACCUCACUCCAUAAAGGCACAUGGAGCCGGUGUUAGUGCACUGGCAAUAGAAAAGUUUGAUGGGCGAAUUCUCAUUUCUGGCGGUGCUGAGGGUAACCUCAAAAUCUGGGACUUGGAAGAGUCAUCCAAUCCUCAUACCCUUCACACUUUCAAACCAAUAGGCACCAUCGCAAGAUCAUCAGGCGACGGUCGAUCCAAGGGUCAUAGCCAUGGAAUUACACAUCUGGGAUUUUUCCCAUUCGAUGCGCAGGCCUUCCUAUCAAGCUCCUUCGACAAGACGCUCAAGAUAUGGUCAACUGAACGUGCGUCGUUGUCAGCCGAAUUCCAUCUCAAUGCUACAGUAUACUCUCACGCAACCAGCCCAAUUGCUGGUCACCUACUAGUUUCAUGCGCGACGCAGCACUCCAAUGUUCGCCUAGUUGACUUGAAGUCCGGAUCGGCGGUGCAAGCACUGGUUGCUCAUGGUGGUCCAGUUCUCUGCACAGCCUGGAGCCCAAGGCACGAGCACAUACUUGCCAGCGGCCAUGCUGAUGGCCGAGUACGCAUAUGGGAUAUUCGCCGAGCGGGUGGCGUAGUCACGCAGCUGGACCAGGAGGAUUCCCUUGGAGUGAUACAUCGCUUUCGUAUGGCAUCAGCGAAUGGUAUGGACUGGCAGAGCAGCUCUCGGUUUCGUACCUCCGCACAGGCUCAUGACGAGGCUGUCAACGGGCUGCAGUGGAGUGAUGAUGGAAGAUACAUUAUAUCAGCGGGCCUUGAUAGGAGAAUCCGCGUCUGGGAUGUUGAUACUGGUGCAAACACGCUCGCGAGUUUUGGAUCCAUCAUUCAGAACCAACACGCCAAGACUUCGACAAUCAUCACACCGCCAUCAAACAACUUCUCUUCAGAAGAUGUUAUGAUAUGGGCAAAUGAACAGGAAAUUUUGUUUCUAAAUCUACACCAGGGGACUGUCAUUACCAGACUACGUAGUCCUGGUAUCAGUAAUCCGGUUGGGGCGCGCGGUAGUGAGCUCGGCAGAAAUCGUAUUACUGACAUAGCAUGGAGAAGUUGUGGAGGUGAUAAUAGAGUAAAUGGUACCGUUAUGGGAGGCGGCAAUUCUGUGGGAGCAUUGUACAGCGCGCAUAUGGAUGGUCAGAUUAGAGCUUGGGCACCUCAAAUACCUGGACCCGAAGACUAUGAUGAACAAGAAGAUCUGAAUGAAGAUGAGGAUGCAAAGAGGAAAAAGAGAAAGGCUAUUGAUGACGCCUACAAGAGUCUUAUGGGCAAGGCAAUUACAUUUAACUAG
This is a messenger RNA of [Torrubiella] hemipterigena, 1443 nucleotides long. The record is from the annotation of a GenBank genome assembly. Lineage: Eukaryota; Fungi; Ascomycota; Sordariomycetes; Hypocreales; Clavicipitaceae.